This is a messenger RNA of Solanum tuberosum (potato), 771 nucleotides long. RefSeq lists its product as uncharacterized. The coding region runs from base 1 to 771 and encodes 256 amino acids. The record is from RefSeq and is a predicted model, not a curated record. The transcript has 2 exons. NCBI's taxonomy places the organism in Eukaryota, Viridiplantae, Streptophyta, Magnoliopsida, Solanales, Solanaceae.
AUGCCGAGAUACGCCAAAUUCAUGAAAGAGCUGGUUACAAAGAAAAGGAGCUUAGAGUAUGAAAUGAUUGAGGUGCCCCAUAGAUGCAGUGCAAUUACGACAAAUGAGUCAAUCACUAAGAGAGAAGAUCCUGGGACAUUCACAAUUCCAUGCACAAUUGGCAUGCUCCAAUUUGCUAAAGCUUUGUGCGAUUUAGGAGAAAGCAUUAACUUUUUGCCCUAUGCAAUAUACAAGCAACUAGGUUUGGGUAAACCAAAGGCAACCACAAUGAGACUCUUUAUGGCUGAUCGAUCAAUCAAGAACCCAGUGGGGAUACUCUAUGACAUAUUGGUAAAAGUAUAUCGGUUCAUCUUUCCGGCUGAUUUUGUGAUUCUAGAUUGUGAGAUCGAUGCUGAAAUCACCAUUAUUUUGGGAAGGCCAUUCCUAGCUAUUGGGAGAGCAUUGGUAGAUGUCGAGAGCGGAAAAUUGAAAGUCCGUGUGAAUAAUGAUGAGGUGACCUUCAAUAUCUAUGAGGCAGUGGCAAAUGUGAGCCAUUUAAUGCGCAAGAAUGAACCCCUUGAAUCUGUACUUGCCAAUUAUGAUGAAUCUGAAGUUCAAGGCUAUGAGGAAGUGGUAGCUGCCUUAUUAGGGUUAGGAGUAUAUUCAAAGAAUCCAAUCAAGUUGGAUAUCGAUCGGAAAAACAGAGAAAGUCCUCCUGCAAAGCCAUCAACAAAAGAACCACCGAAUCUGGAGUUAAAAGCCCUACCCUCUCACUCAAAUAUGCCUUUUUAG